ACCAUUAUUUUAAUUAUUAUGUAUAUAUAUACUAAUAAUUUGUGUUAAAAUAGACAAAAACAGGUAGCUCUCAAUUAUCUUGUUUUUCUACUUUAAACAUGUUUACAAGCAUAGUGAAUCCACAAUGUAUAUACAUCACUAUAUACGAAUAAACCUUUAUUUGAAUAUGAUCGAAAUUAGAUUUUAGAAAAUAUUCUUUGAUUAUUAUCAAAUAUUAUCAUAGUGAAACUAUUUUACUUCUAUUAUUGGAACGUAUAAAAGUUUUUUCCAUUUACUCAUUAAAAUUAAGUAGUUUGUUUGUAAGUAGUAUUAAAAAAGAAGAAAAAAACAAAUAAACAAACAAACGAACCGUUCUGAUGUGGAUUAUUCAUUCUACGUGAUAAAUUACUAUAUAUUACAAACAAAAUAGUUUUAUGCCAAUUAUCCAGUAAACCAGUUGUAAAAAGAACAAACAUUCGAUAACUAUAAUUACAACAAUAACAACAAGUUACUCUUAAAUACAAGAAAAUUACAUACAAAUCAAGAAGGAAAAAAUAAAGUGGGACAAUCAAAUUUUAAAAACAACAACAACGAACAAACAAACAAUCAAACAUUGAACUGAAAUCGAAGAGAAAAAAAAUUAGGCUAACUAAUUGAUUGACAGAUUAUACUGAAGGACAGAUGUUUCGCAGCUGUGUAAUUGUAAUUUUAAUAAUAUUCAUCUUGGUUACUAAUUCUGUUGUACAUAGUACGCUUCCCGGUAAACAAAAUCAUACAAUUGUUUUAUUAGAUUUGAAAUCAAACAACAAUAAUCUAUCUAUUCAUCAAUUUCUUUCAACUAUCAUUCAAUCAAUAAUCAAUAAACAAGAUUCAUCGGAACAAUAUCAUUAUAUUAAAACCGGUUCUAUGAUUACCAUAGACUGUAUUGUAUUUAAUAUAAAGCAUAAGUUCCAAAAUGAACUACUCCAUCUUAUUCAAAAGCCUAUACAACAACAAACUGUAAAUAUUCAUUUAAAUCAAUUAUAUUACCCUAGUUGUGCAUCAACCAAUGACAAAACUAAUUUACAUGAUAUUAAUUGUAAUUAUUUAUCAUUUUAUCAAGAAAGUAUAAACAAUCAUAAUAAUAGUAAUGAUAUAAAUGAAUAUAAUGAAUUCCCAUAUAGUCAAAUAGAUAUUUUUCGAUAUACAAUUCAUCAAGUUAAUAAUAGUUUCAAUGGACGUUGGAUGUGUUAUUCGGAUAAUAUAUCGAGUAAAAUUCAUAAUCUUAUUAUUUCGGAUACGCAGGAUUCUGAAGUUCAAUCCUAUGUUCCUCUUCCUAACCCAUCUAGUACAUCAGUUAAUGUUCAAUGUGAUUAUACACUUUCCUCAAAUGUGACAAAUAUCACUGAGUUACACAAGUAUAAUUCAAAUGCACACGAUCAAGAAUUCAUUAAUGUUACAACAAUCACUUGGAAGUUAGUAAUGAAUUCAUUUGAUCAGCCAAAGCCGAAGAGAUUCACUGAUCCUGAAGUAAGCAAAACAAAAAUUGAUUGCCAAAUAACAGGUCAACAACAACGUCGUGACAAAAGACAGGCUGAUUACGAUGUUUAUUAUCCAUCUAAAUCUGUACGUUUGGAAACAAACUUAUCUCCAGAUUAUUUUGUUCAAGUUGGUACUAUACUUGAAAUUAAAUGUACUGCUGAACCUGGUAAUCCUCCUCCAAAAUUAUCACUUUUACGUCAACGAUUUGAUGAAUCUAAGGCAACAGUUAUCCAAACUAAAACAAGACAUCUCAGUCAGUCAAAUUCUUUUAUGAAUAUACAUAAAGAUAUAGCUCAAGAGUUUAUGGUCACAUUAAGUGAAGAAGAUAAUGGUGCUUCUUUUUUCUGUGAAGUUACUAGUACUGGAAUCAAAUCAAGCAAAGUUCGUUCUGACAGUGUACGAUAUAAUAUAUCAUUUCCUCCACGGGCAGUAUACGUCCAGUCAUAUCCCGAAGGUUUGAUUGCUGAGUCAAGUCAAAAAAUGUUUAGCUGUCAAACAGAUAGUAUGGGAAGCAAUCCUCCAGCUAUAUUAAAAUGGCAACAGCUUGAUUCUGCGGGUGCAAUUAUUUCACUGGAAAGUUUGAAAAAGUCCGUCAAUGUCGACUUCAUCAAGCAAAGUAAUGGUGCUGUUGUUACUCGUUCUAAUCUAACAGUUCUCGCAACUAGAGCAUUGAAUGGAAGGCGAUUUGAGUGUUCAGUUGUAUUCAAUGACUCAAAAACACUUCUUCGAUCAGAAGGGUUUUUGGAGGUUAUGUUUUCUCCAAAUAACAUACAAUUAACAGCUCAACCGAUAAAUGGUGUUCCAGAAGCUGGUCGAUUAGAAUUGUCAUGUGCUACUAGUUCAUGUCAUCCACCUGCUGUGAUACGUUGGCUUGAAAUUUCACCAGAUAAAAUAAAAGAAAAGAAUAAAAAUAUAGAAGAACAUUUACAAUAUAUUAAUUUAUUUUCAAAUGAAUUAACUGAUCUUGCCCAAUUAGAAACUAAUCAAGGAGAUUUUGGUGGAACUAAAGUUUUAAGCACUUUAAUCAUAACCAAAACUUAUCGAUCUCAUCAAAAUACAAUUUAUCAAUGUCUAGUUAAUCAUACUGGAAUGAAUAAACCUGUUCUGAGUGAGCACAGAUUACAAAUAUUAUAUCCUCCAACAAUUCAUAUCAUCAGUCUUCCAAAUCAGCCAAUUGCAAGACAAUCUGUUACGUUAUUCUGUCAAGCUAUUGGAGGAAAUCCUUCAAAUGACUUGACAUAUGCAUGGUUUGUAGCUAAAUCAACUCAGUUUUCUAGCCUUUUAAAACAAGAUGACGACACUCAAUUAAAUGAUGAUCCACAUGAACAAGAUACAGAUAAUUCACUGAAUCUGUCAAGUAUGAAAAAUCAUUUUAUAUCUUCACCUCUUGUAACACAAAGGCCAGAAUUUGACAGUAUGAUUCAACUAAGUGGAUAUCAUGAUUCACAACUAAAUUUAACCAAUAUUAAAUUGUCUCAAGCUGGUUGGUAUGGUUGUGAAGUAUCUGGAAUCGGUGGAAGUUCCCAUGCAUUAUAUCAUCUUGAUUUAUAUUAUCAACCCGUGAUGAACAGACGUACACAAACCCAUGUUAUGGCACAACUAGGUGAAACUGUAACUUUAGCUCUAUAUAUAGAUGCCAAUCCACCUUGGGCAGAAGCUGAAUGGUUUCAAAUAGAAACUUUUAAGAAUGAAGCUGAAAAAAUUCACAAUUCUCAACAAUAUGUUGAACCUCAAGCUUAUUUUGAACCGCAACAAAUAAAUUAUGGUUAUCCACAAUCGUAUAAUUCAUGGACUCGUGUUAAAAGAACAGUAUUUCAUCGUUUUCAGUCACAUUUGUCAACAUCAGAUUUUCCUGGAGAACAAAAUUUACGUCAGUCUAUUGGGCAGAGAAAAAAUAUUUUUGCUUCCAGUGGUACUGGCCUCUAUGGUAACCUUACAUUCUUCCUCAGGUUCAUAGAAGUUAAAUCUGUUGAUUUCGGUACAUACAUUUGUCAAGUUCGUCAUCAAUUAGGUGUAAAAGAAUUCACAUUUCACUUGUUAAAAAAGGCGGGGGAUGGAGUUAUAACAGAAGAAUCUAUUGAAGUAAUUCAUCAUGGAUCAACCACAAGUAUUUUAUUUAGUCCUCCAUUGAAAUCUUCCCUUAUGAAACUUAUCCUUCGAGUUUGCCGACGUGAUGCUUUGUUAGGUAAUCAUAAACAAACAGAUAAGCAAUCUGUAAUUAAGCAGCAUUUCAAACGGGAUAUUCCAAAUCAAAAAGUAUCAAUUACCUCAAGAAAUGUUUCAAAACAAAAUGAUGUUACAAAUCUAUUGGAUAGUUCACAGAUUUUGGUUAAUUCCAGAACUGUUGGUUGUGAAGAUUAUCAGGUUGCCAAACCUUGGUUAGGAAAGAUGGAAAUACAUUUAUCCGAUGCAGUUCAGUUGUAUAAUUUUCGAUUUCUUUUAUUUCAAGGUACUAAACUUCUACAAGAAACAUCUCCUGUAUUAUGGCAACCAGAAAUAUCUAAAACGCAUGGUGUAUUCAAUAAAUCCUUGUUAGUAUUAGCUGUAACCGGUGGUUGUGCACUAGUAAUUGUAUUUCUUAUCACAAUAAUUAUAAUCUAUUCAUGCUAUGGACGAAAUAAACAUGGUUUAUUGAAAUUUUGGAAUAUAAAAAAAAGUCUGAAAUCAAGUACUUCGCAACAGUCAAGCAAAAAACUAGAUGUUCCAAAUCAUAUAGGAUGUGAAUUAGGUUUUGAACUUCACAGUGAUCUUGGAUCUGUACGUAGAUAUCAACCAGAAACUCCAUACAAACAACCACCUCUAAAUGGUUCUUUCAUUCCACAUGGACAUGAUAAUUCAUUAAAUGGAAUUCAUCAUUUUAACUCUUUACAAAAUUCAGCAAUCAAUAGUGGAUUAGAUGGUAAUAGUAUUGAUAAUGAAUGUGCUGCUUUAUUACAUAGCUGUAAUUCAGUAGCUAGUAGUCAAAGUACACAUAUGAAUAUAAUCAAUAGUAGAAUAUUUGCUGAAGCUUAUGCUGCAGCAGCGAGAGCAGCUGCAUCUGUAGUCAGUGGAAGCACUGAUAUUUAUUCACCAAGUUCACAAAUGACAAAUGAUCUGGGUUCACAAAAUAAUGAAGAACGUAAUCGAUCACAACAUUCACUUCUUUAUUCCAUGAAUCAAGAAAUUAAUAAUGGAUUUAUAAAUGUAUCAAAAGAGACCAAUAUAAAUACAGAGAAUACUGGUGGUUGGAAGAAAUAUAAUAAUAGCAACAGUAGUAUAAAUUUAAAGAAUCGGGACAAGCGUAAAGCCAAUGACAUCAAUAAAUAUAAACAUUCUUUACAAGGAAUUAGAAAACAUUCAAGAAUUAGUUUAUCUGGUCAACUGGAACCCCGUGGAUCUCAUUUGUCUAUACAAUUGCCUUCAAAACAUUCAUUGAACUAUUCGCAAUGGAGUAAUGCUUCUGGUGCUUCUUAUUCUAGUUUAGUAAGUCCAAGUCAAACAGAUCUACAAGUUGCAGCUCAAGUAGCCGCAGCUGCGGCUGUUGUAUCGGUUGUAGAAAAUAUGAAUUUAAGUUUAACUAUGAAUCAUGCAUCAUCACUUAAUAAUGUGGGUGGUUACUGUCUUAUGCCUAGACCAUCAUCAAGAGCUGCAUCGGUAACCGGUCCUACUACCAGAAAUAUCAAUAAACUAUGGAUGGAAAAUGAAGAUGGAGAGAGUAUGAAAUUUGGUAUGUUUACUCCACGAAAUGCUUCAACUGGACAGGCCACGCCAACUGCCAGUGUUGAUACUGUUGAUCCAAAUUUACAAAUAUCAACUCCAAGCCCGAUAUCACAACAACAACAAUAUUCUAAUGAUGUUAAUAAUAACAAUAAUAGAAAUCAGUUGAGCUUAAAUAAUCAACAAAUAAAUGGGAGUUCCAUUUCUCAAUACAAUGCUGUUCCCCAGACAAAACUAGAUGAUAGGUAUCAUCAAAAUUAUAAUCCAAAUCGAUCAGCCGAUUCACAAAAUAUUUCGAAUCUAUAUGCAUAUCAACAACAACAACAAAUGUAUCCUAUUCAUGGAUCACGUGUACCAUAUUCAACAUUCAUCAGUCCAACAUCCCAAACAAAUAUUUCAUCACCAUCUAAUCUUAAUGGUAAUGAACAAAAUCCCUCUUUAAUGGCUUAUUAUCGUAUACUAGCACAAAACCAGAUGCUUAACAGGCAUAAAUUACAACAAUUUCAUCAACAUCAACUGAUUCAACAGCAACAACACCAACGACAACACAGCAAAAAUGAUCAAUUGAAACAAACAUUGAACAUGAACAAGUUGCAUCAACAAAUUAGUGGGUCUAAAAAUUUCAUAUCCGAUCAAAAAGAUCAAAAAAAUAACUUAGAAAGUUGUACCCAACCCGAUCAACAGAUUGAACCGAAGAAAGAUUUAAAAUCUAACCAGAUCGAUAAAAUAAUCAAUGAAUGUAUUGAUAACCAACUUGAUACAACUAAUAGUAAUAAAUUCCAAGAUCAAAAUAUACAAAAAAAUGUCAACAAACAUGAAGAAAAUUCAUCUAUGAAUCAAAAAGAUUUAAAUGAAACAAUAAACUUAGACAAUGCACAACAUAACACAACAAAACAAGUAUUAACUACAGAAAUAAAUACAUGUCAUUAUAAAACGACUGAUCAAACUUCUUCAAAUGAAACACCAUCUUUGUUAUUAAAUGAUAGACAAAUGAUUAAUCCUACUGAUAUUAAUAAUGAAAAUAAACCAAAUAACAAUAACUUUAACCAACCUCUUACUGUAACCAUCAAUUCAGAUCCAUAUUAUAAUUCAGUCGAAAACCAUAAUAUAUAUUUUAAGUAUAAUCAAUCUCCUCCAUUAAAUAAUACAGAAUAUAAUGUGCAUAAUAUCGAUAACAAUAAUAAUAACUGUCAUAUAAAUUCAUCACAGAAAUCUCCAUCUUCUAUCUGUUCCCAAAAUACACCACAAUCACCAACUUCACCACCUUUACAAUCAACACAACAAUCUAAACAACAACCUCGUCUAGGUAUUCAUUCACCAGUAAGAACAAAUCGUUAUUUAAAUACUACAGAACAAAGUGCAUUCAAACAAUUUAAUGUUAAUCAAGAAAAAUUAAAUCUUUCAAAUGAAACAAAUAUUCAUUCAAAUUCUAUUGCAUGAUAAUUAAAACAAAAAUAAAUAACUAAAAAUUCAAUAUAAAUUAUAUUGUGUACAGUAAUGGAAAUUUAAUAAAUGUGAAUUGGCAACCUUCCUACAGAAUAUAUAUAUAUAUAUAUAUAUAU
Molecule: messenger RNA, 6758 nt
Organism: Schistosoma intercalatum
Lineage: Eukaryota; Metazoa; Platyhelminthes; Trematoda; Strigeidida; Schistosomatidae
Source: the annotation of a GenBank genome assembly